Porites evermanni is the source of this 1087-nucleotide messenger RNA. Lineage: Eukaryota; Metazoa; Cnidaria; Anthozoa; Scleractinia; Poritidae. The record is from the annotation of a GenBank genome assembly.
GUGUUGAUUAGUGAGGAUGACGUCACUGAAACUGCUCAAGAUCUUCAAGCCGUUCCAGAUCCCGGCUACCAUCACGAGGUAAAUGUUAUUAUUGUCUUCCUUGAACAUUGCAUGUCAUUCUGGUAAAUCUUCAGUGACAUCUAAAGAAAAGCAAUAUUGAUUAAACAACAUGAUGUUAAUGGACUUUAUAUCAAGACAGUACACCUAGCUGCAAGAAAAUAUUUGGGCGCAAAAUAAGCUUAAACUAAACGAUGAUUUUGUGUUCAAUAGACUUGUAGCACUCAAUCCCUAAUUUACCCAUCUGUCUAGGCGUACUUCAAUUCUAUUUUAAAAUAUUGCUCCCAUAGUAAAAGGAGCAUUAGAAUCACAUGUUCCUCGAAACAUUUAAGGUCAUUAAAAAUAAGGACCAAGUCGAAAAAGCACUCAACUGAGGAGGUAACAAGGUUACAAGUUAGGUGUUCCUUUCAACAAAUGACGAAAGAAUUUCCGUUAAGCUGCGUAGCACUUUAGAAAAGAGAAGUAACAAAAAUGUUCAUUAAAAAUAAAGAAAUCAUGAACAAAAGUGCCGUGUUUAGGUUGAAAUUCUCCUUUCCACACGUUUCGGGUCUGGCCCUUCAUCAGUGGAAAUACCAGUUCCACUAGGUGUUCUUUUGCAACGUUAGAACCGACCAAGAAGAGUUUGCUCAUUCAACGCUGAAAUUAUCAAAUUAACAACAGUUUAGGCGUAACAGGCUGUCGAAUUACUAAACAUAUAUUACGCCAAGUCAUGCGACGUAAUCAUGCCCAUCCUGAAUGCUUCUGAGUCAAUCAGGAGCAGCAACGUUGUGAUACACUGAACAUUGUGAUUUAUUUUCCCUUAGGAACAAUACAGUGAUGGAGGGCGUUUGGUCCGACAAUGCACGGACCUCGGUGGUAGACAUAACCCUGUUUGGUAAGAAAGUUCGAAAUGGAGACAAAGGAAGAUUGUUCCUAAACCUUGGUCAUGUUUAAAUACUAACUGCUUUUGAAUUUCUUUUCUUCUAGCGGUACAGCAUGUCUACAAGUCCCUACUGGGCCGGGGGUAAGAGUACCAAAGCUAACCCAUUAA